AUGUUGUGGCUAAUCGCACUUGUGGUGGGGUACUUGGGUUAUCUGCUACUCAGGUACCAUCAACAUCGCGAAAAGUUGCUGGCAAUACGUGCUAAAUUUGGAGGUCCCGAGUCCGAUUACUUCAUGGGGACAUUUAAGAUGUUUAAAAACAAAAGCAUUCCAGAUAUCUUCGACAUUGUGAUAGGACUUCACAAACGCUACGGACAAGAUGUGGCAAUUAUUGGUGCCUUCAAUGACUUGGUGCUGGAUCUUUCAAGCUCAAAGAAUGUGGAGAAGAUUCUGUUAGCAAAAACCACCAAGAAGUCAUUCGUGUACGAUUAUCUGGAACCUUGGCUAGGAACGGGCCUGCUGAUCUCGUUCGGUGAGAAAUGGUUCCAGCGGCGAAAGAUAAUAACACCGGCGUUUCACUUCAAGAUAUUGGAUCAGUUUAUGGAUGUGUUUAACGAGGAAGCGGAUGUGUUGGUGUCAAAGCUAGAGAAGCACGUUGGUAAGGGAGAGUUUGACAUUUACGACUAUGUCACUCUGUACGCAUUGGACAGUAUUUGUGCAACUUCAAUGGGAGUUCGCAUCCAUGCACAGGAUGAUCCGAACAACGAGUACGCCCAAGCUGUGAAGCAGAUGAGCGUCUUCUUUCUGCGUCGCGUUUUCAGCUUGUUGCGUCAGUUCCCCUCACUGUUCUUCCUGUACCCGUUCGCCCGGGAACAGGGACGUGUCAUCAAGAAGCUGCAUAACUUUACCAACAACGUUAUCGAGAGCAGAAGAUCACAGCUCGAGCAAGAACAACGCCUCGGAAAGGUAGAGUUUGACGUGAACGAGGAUGAUCUGUACUCGAAGCGUCGGAACACUUUCCUCGAUCAGCUGCUGAAGGUGUCGAUCGACGGCAAACCGCUCAGUACGGCUGACAUUCGCGAGGAAGUGGAUACGUUCAUGUUUGAAGGACACGAUACGACCACUUCUGGCAUUUCGUUUACCAUCCUCCAUCUCGCCAAGCAUCAGGAUGUCCAGCAGAGACUGUACGAAGAAAUAGACCGAAUGUUGGGAGCUGAUAAACGGAAAACUCCACUGUCGAAUGCGAUGCUGCAAGACUUCAAGUACCUCGAUAUGGUGAUAAAGGAAUCCCUAAGGCUUGUACCACCAGUACCAAUUAUCGGGCGGAAGCUAUUGGAGGAUAUGGAGAUCAACGGCACCGUCAUCCCAGCGGGCACAUCGAUUUCAAUCAAAAUCUUCAACAUCCACCGCAACCCGUCCGUGUUUCCCGAUCCGGAGCGGUUCGAUCCGGAACGCUUUUCGGAGGCGAACGAAAUCAAGCGCGGCCCGUACGACUACAUUCCGUUCAGUGCCGGCUCGAGGAACUGUAUCGGACAGCGGUACGCACUAUUGGAGAUGAAGGUUACGAUCGUGAAGCUGUUGGCGAGCUAUCGGAUCUUGCCGGGCGAAUCGGUUGGACGUAUCCGGUACAAGACGGAUCUGGUGAUACGGCCGACCGAAGGCAUUCCGGUGAAGCUAGUGAAACGUGCGUGAUUGACGUGUUGGAGUGAUGGAGUACCGUGUGGGUUAGUGAUUGUGUGGUUG
Molecule: messenger RNA, 1572 nt
Organism: Anopheles maculipalpis
Lineage: Eukaryota; Metazoa; Arthropoda; Insecta; Diptera; Culicidae
Product: cytochrome P450 4c3-like
Exons: 4
Coding region: 1-1521 (506 amino acids)
Molecular function (GO): heme binding; oxidoreductase activity, acting on paired donors, with incorporation or reduction of molecular oxygen; iron ion binding
Source: RefSeq, a predicted model, not a curated record